Siniperca chuatsi (mandarin fish) is the source of this 1233-nucleotide messenger RNA. It is a transcript of the gene mrpl27, whose product is annotated as mitochondrial ribosomal protein L27. The record is from RefSeq and is a predicted model, not a curated record. Bases 242 to 685 code for a protein of 147 amino acids. Gene Ontology annotation, cellular component: mitochondrial large ribosomal subunit; ribosome. Gene Ontology annotation, biological process: translation. Lineage: Eukaryota; Metazoa; Chordata; Actinopteri; Centrarchiformes; Sinipercidae. Gene Ontology annotation, molecular function: structural constituent of ribosome. The transcript has 5 exons.
AAAGGCGAAACACCAAGGGCAUGCCAAGUCCAAUUUACCUGACUACAGACAUCCAAAACAUUAAAUGGGAAGAGACGUAGCAAACGCUAGGUUAGCUGGAAGUGGCUUUGCCCACUAUACUUUGCAUACUCACUUUCUACGACAUCUUGCCUACACACUAUCGUUCUUGGGGAACUUGAAUGCAGCAAAAGUAUCCGGAUGUGACGCAAAUACGCAAGUGACGUAAGUGACAUCAUUCAAGAUGGCAGCGCUGGCGUCCUUGAUGCUCAAGUCCAGAGGAGGUUUGUUGGUGCCUGGUCAGACCUCUCUUCUAGACUCUGUGAGGUUUGCAUCUAAGAAGGCAGGUGGUAGCAGUAAGAACGUCGGAGGAAAGAGCCCUGGCCGCAGAUAUGGCUUCAAGAAACAGGAUGGUAACUUUGUCCAUGCGGGUAACAUCCUUGCAACACAGAGGCUCAUGAGGUAUCACCCAGGAGCACAUGUGGGGAUGGGAACCAACAAGACGCUGUUCGCUCUGGAGGACGGCUACGUCCGGUUCACCAAGGAGGUCUAUAUCCCGCCGCCACGCAGCCCCGAGGCCACCCAGGUCAUCACCAAGCUGCCAAAAGGAGCUGUGCUCUACAAGACCUUCAUCAGCGUCCUGCCAGUCAAACAGGAGGGCAAGUUUAAACUGGUGGACAUGGUCUAAAACUGACUGGACUGGACUGGGAGGUCAUUACCAGGUAUUCUUGCGGUGGCCAGGAUCGAGGAGGAUUUGUUUUGCCCGACACUUUGGCCGAUUUUCCGGAGAUCUAAGUGAACAGCAGAGAGGAGUCCGUGGAAACCUGCAGACUCUGGCCUCUCCUUGGCUUCCUGUCACAUAAUUAUGUGGCACUCUCUGUUGGACUUAUGAAACAGAAGUUCUCAACGCUGUCACAUGAAUUUGCAAUUUAUUUACACAAAACAUAAUGGAAUAAAUAUGUAUAAGGAAAAACAUUUCCAGUGAGGGUUCGACAGAUUUAGUGUUAUCGGGCUCAGCAGGGAGCCUACUUCAUAUAUCAGCCGUCAACAAUGUGGUGACUAUAUUUAAUAAUAAUAUCAUCCCAAUAUAGUCCAUGAUAUUGGUGCCUAACCAUGGUCUGGUGUCAUUCAUUACAGUUGUUGUUCACUGAGAUGCUUCAUGUUCACCCGAGACUUACCGCCGUAAUACUGAAUAUGUACUGUAUUUACUGUAUUAAAGUUUUAUAUGUGAAAGUC